Messenger RNA from Seriola aureovittata, 3764 nucleotides. Its product is annotated as centriolar coiled-coil protein of 110 kDa-like. The transcript is spliced from 14 exons. Gene Ontology annotation, biological process: regulation of cytokinesis; centriole replication; centrosome duplication. Gene Ontology annotation, molecular function: protein binding. The record is from RefSeq and is a predicted model, not a curated record. The coding region runs from base 186 to 2810 and encodes 874 amino acids. Lineage: Eukaryota; Metazoa; Chordata; Actinopteri; Carangiformes; Carangidae. Gene Ontology annotation, cellular component: centriole.
AGUUGAAAAUGAUGGUGGUGAUGAUGGUGGUGGUGGUGGGCGCCCCGAGAUUGAGAGGAGGAAUAUAAGGUUCACGUUAUUAUCGCCAAUUACUUUCUCUAUUUGACGUUUGUCAGUGUCGCCGCCGGGAGAAAGGAAAGGACAUAUCGCUUUUCAUCCAUUGUGAAGCUGGGUGACGAGGCUACAUGGUGUGUGUUUCCUAUUCAGAGUGUGGAUGUGUGGGUCCAGAGAUGGAAAGCUAUGAGGAGUUCUGCCUGCAGAGUUUGGCCAUACUGCAGGGAGAGGGGAAGUAUAAGAAGAUGGCAUGUGAGCCACUGUGUUCCCUGAAGGCUUGCUCUGUCAUCCGCUUCCAUGGAAGAGCUGUGCUUUCACCACUGUUGAGUGCAGAGCAGCGCAAGGAGAUGUGUGGCCACAGACAGAGGGCGGUCCAGCAGGAGUUGGACAGGCAGAACCAGCAGAGGAACAAGUUUAUGGCCCGUGUUCAGGUCAUACUGGAUCAAGCUGAGAUACAUAAAGUAACGAGUGACAAGGUUGACAAGCUGCCAGUUUCUAAGUCUGCAACAGUCAGUGGCUACACCCUGGUCACCGACUCACCUGGACUUCCCAGAGAUGCUGGAUUUGGGCUUCAGACAAAUGAUCGGCCUGCCACUCCAUGCUCUGAGACCCCCACCCUCAAUGGCUGCAAGGCAGUGGGGGAAGUGAAGGUGAACAGGAAAGAGGAGAGUGAGGAGGAAGAGGAGGAAGAAGAUGACAUUAGUUUGGACAGCCUUCUUAAGAAAUCAAGAGAGUAUGUGAAGAGAGAGCAGAGUCAGCAGGGGUCAAAAGUUGUCCAGAACGUCAGCGGGACUGCCUCGUCUGAGACCGUCUCUGACAAAGACAAUAAGAGCUGUAGUCCCAUGGGGGACACAGGUGUCGAGUUCGGAUUCAGCCUGCAUCACAGUCCUAUUAGCACACCUCAGACCCAGAUCCAGCACCAAACUCUGUAUGACCCCAGUCUCCAACAGUCUGGCUGCCUCUCACCUAGUCUACCUGACCAGUAUGCUCGUCUCCCCAGUCCAGAGUCCAGCAUUAGUCCCUGUGCACGGAGACGCAGACCGCGCCCAGUUUCUACAGGUAAUAUCCAUAUUUCGUUUCCCAUUGGCCCAGCAGACCUUAUCCCCCGAAGCCCAGGAAGGUCAGUGGAAGGUGCUUGCAUGGCAGAUUGGGGAGAAGCUCUCACAGGUUCCACAAAGUUCUCCGAUCACUGGGGCUCAGUGGGGAGUGAAGGCGGGGGUUUUGUUAGCAGGAGUAGCAAUCGUCGAUCCAGUCACUGUGGUAGCAGUCCAGUGCAUGAGACCUGUAGCCCCAUUAGUGCCUCAGUGCCCAGCCCGAUGGGACACCAUGACCAUCUUGCUACAGGGUUUCGCCGGCGCUGCCACACUCUGGACAGCCAGUUGCAUACCUACCCAUCUGGAGUUGAACACAUAGACCGCAGCCAGGAAAGAGUCCCUCGUUUUAUGGCCGGAGUUACAUGGAUGGCUUCAAGUCGGCGCACCCCUGCAGCCCCCUUAAACCAGUCAUAUGAGGUAGAGAAUCCCUCACCUUCUCUGCUGAGGCCCCGUGUGACUCUUGACUUGGCUCAGGCCUCACUCAGGAUGGAGCCUGACGAUCCUCAGGGGCCAAACAAUGGAAGGAUCACAUCAACAGUCCUCAGAAAUGCACCUGAAACACAGGCCAGCAAGACAGAGGAGACCCACAGGCGAGCUCAGGCUCUAGAGGACAUGCAAAGGCGUCUGGAGGAGGAGCAUGCCUUGCAGAUGUCACUGCUUCUGGCUGAGCAGGAGAAAGAGCAACAGCGCCUCUGUCUGGAGCUUGAGGAGACAGAGAGAAGACUGAAGGAGCAGGGGUGCGUGCUGCCUCUUAGUGGAGAUGCUUGUGGAUGGAAUCGUAGGUCUGUAAGUGACAGCUUUGCUGCUGUGAGCCCCUCCUGCCCAGGACUAAGCCCUGCCCAAACACCAUCCGAGAGAUCACCUGGACACAGUAUAGGUUUUCCCAGUCCUGUCAGCUCCAGCGUGUGCUCUCCCUCUGUCCAGCCUCCAGUUUAUCUGUGGGGACCCACCUGGGCAGCUAGCAAACCUCGAUCAAGGCUAAGUCUGGUUCUGACACCAGAGCAGCAGAGGGCAUUCUGUCGAAUUGGCGCCAUCACUCGUGGCUUCCUCACACGCAGACUGCUCAAAACAGAGAAGGUCAAACACCUGCACCAGACCAUAGUGGAUACACAGGAGUUCAUCCGUUCAUUCCAGACUGAGGCUCCGCAGAAGAAAUGCAGCCUCUCAGCACAAGAUCUCUCUUUGCAGGAGAGAGUAAGAGCACAGUUACGUGCAGCCCUUUAUGAUAUCCAUGACAUCUUCUUUGAAAUGCCUCUGGGGGAUCGAUUAGCAUUGCUGCAGCAGGACAGGGAGCUCCGUGUAGAGAGGAAGCUGCGAGACAUGGAGAAAACCAAGUGCCACAAGGAAAGAAUGGUUCUGUCUGCGGCCACACAGAGGUCUCUGGACAGGAAAAAGAGAGUUGGUGAAUCUCCAGCGCAGGCUAGGAAGAUGCAUCAGAAGCCAAAGAGCCCUACUACUAACAGAGUCCUGAAGCCAAGCCAAGGCCAAAAUUCUCCUGUCCCAGGGCAGCUGAACCGCCAGGGUCAUCACAGCACGACACUGGCUGUUUCCUCACAGGAGCUGGUACAGAAAGACCCCGGAGGAGAGGGUCAAGCGCUCAGACAGCCUGAAAAAGCAGCACUCUCUGGGUUAACAGGUGACUCAACAUCUCCUGACCUGUGAACUUGAAUUUUUAGUCUUUUAAUAACAACACUGCACCACUGAAACUCCAGUAAGCGCUGCUAACAAUUUGAUGGUCUGUAAUGUACCUUAUUGAAAUUCAAAUGAUUGUAUACAAUAUUACAAUGCCAUUGUUUUAACUGUUGUAGCUAUAGUUUUUAGUUGUAACACAUGUAGCUGGAACACUUAAUGAGUAAGCAUUUUUUUGAAAGAAAAAGAAAAGUAUCUGUACUUAAAUGCAGUCUAGAAGAAGGUCAGAGCUAAAGGGAAAAAAGUAAAAAAAUAUAUCUGUGCCUAAGAACUAUGCCUUUGCUAUGUGUAAUAUUUUAGCAUGCCUGUAUUCACCAAAUGCAUUCAUAAACUUCUAGUGCUUAUAAUUGUAAGUGAAUUUCCAAACAUCAGUUUCAUGCUGACACUCACUAAUGUAUUUUAAGUGUGUAUAAUUUAUUAAUUUUAAGUUAUCUGUCUAAGGGCUUUGAGAACCAAUUUGUGCUUUGUUUCUUUAUUUAACAGUGCUGAGUUUACAGUACUUUGAGACAUUUCAGUGUGUUUCAACAUUUGGCUUAAAUUAAAUGCCUAAUGAAAAUCUAAAUGUAUUUGUUCACACACUGGCACGCUGUUACAUUAAUAUAGCUUCACAUAAUAGGAGAUGCACAGCGGGCAUUCCCUGUUGAGUAGAACUAAAUUUUCAUAUGAAAUGCAUGCCAAAGUCUCUAAAGAUUUUCCCUUGAUUCCCAUUAAGUAAAUAAAGGAAAUAAGGGUUAGACUCCAGAACAUUAAUGUGAACAAAUGAUCAAACCACAUAUUAAGAAAUCGGUAGACUUUAUACAUCUGUGACAGUAGUAUUUAAUGUGGUGUUAUUCACUGACAUUGCUGUGCUAAUUUUUUAUUUUUUUUUUUUUUUUUUUUUAUUUAAAAUGCCAAAUUGUCAUGUUUUCUAUGACUGGAAUAAAUUGU